Molecule: messenger RNA, 657 nt
Organism: Limulus polyphemus (Atlantic horseshoe crab)
Lineage: Eukaryota; Metazoa; Arthropoda; Merostomata; Xiphosura; Limulidae
Product: microtubule-associated serine/threonine-protein kinase 3-like
Exons: 6
Coding region: 1-657 (218 amino acids)
Biological process (GO): intracellular signal transduction; peptidyl-serine phosphorylation
Molecular function (GO): ATP binding; protein serine/threonine kinase activity
Source: RefSeq, a predicted model, not a curated record
AUGACAGGAAAAGGUGAAGGCUAUUAUCAAGACGUGUUGAUUGUUAAGAGUAUGACAGGAAAAGGUGACAUAGACUAUUUUACAAGUGAACUUAUGACUGGAGACCCUGAACCACCAGAUAAGACUGUAGAGAAAGAUCAAGAGCCCCCAGUGCCAGAUAAACAAAGAACAAAACCCCCUUCUGAAGAGGACUUUGAAAUGAUAAAAUUAAUCAGUAAUGGAGCUUAUGGCGCUGUUUACCUCGUGCGUCAUAAGGAAUCUCGAGAGAGAUUUGCGAUGAAGAAAAUCAACAAACAAAAUCUUGUCCUACGUAACCAGGUAGAACAAGCCUUUGCUGAACGAGACAUUAUGAGUUUUACUGAUAAUCCAUUUGUCGUUGGCAUGUUUUGUACGUUUGAGACUAAGAAACAUCUAUGUAUGGUGAUGGAAUAUGUGGAGGGUGGUGAUUGUGCUACGUUAUUAAAGAACAUGGGACCUCUGCCCCUAGACAUGGCACGUUUUUACUUUGCAGAGACAGUGCUAGCCGUGGAAUACUUACACAGCUACGGAAUUGUCCAUAGAGACCUUAAGCCUGACAACCUUCUGAUCACUGCUAUGGGUCACAUUAAACUCACAGAUUUUGGUCUCUCAAAAAUUGGACUAAUGAAUUGUGAGUAA